GGCCGUCAAUAUACCUAGUUUUUCUUUCUGAUUUGAAUUGAAUUCCUCGUAAUAUAAUUUUUUCUCGUGCAGAUCUGUGACCACCGCGUUUGUCUCUAUUUUCUGUUUAAAUAAAUAAUUGCAAAUUAGCAAUAUCGAUUGUCUAAUUAUAGCAAAACAAUAAAUACUUUUUACAUCAUCAAUCAAAAAAAUAAAAAUCAAUCUCCCCUACACAAAACAACAACAGCCGAAAAAAUGAAAUGAAAAAUCCAACCAUUCUCGUAGUGUUCGUUCGUUCGUAGUGUUGAAUUGAUGAUGAGAUAAAGUGCAAAAAGCAGUGAAAAAAGUGGAAAAAUUUAACAAAUUGGAAUUGUGAACCCUUCUUAAUUAAAGUUAUUUCAACAGCUCAUAAACGUAGUGUUCAAAAACCACAACACGAAUAAGUACAUAUAAAUAAUUUAAACAAAACAAAAAAAAAAUACCUUCUAACUUACGUUGAUUGCAAAAUCGCAAUAGAGUGUAUAAUAAAUUCGAAAAUAAAAAAAUAAAUAAAAAAUAUAGUGCAAACAAGUGAGACCAUCAAAAAAGUGCGGUUCCCACUGUGCGGUGACCUCUAAAAUUAAGUGCGCCUAUGUUUGUGUUUUCUUAAUUCUGUUUUUUUUUUUUCUUUUAAUUUUUAUUUGUUUAAUAAUUAUUUAUUCUUUUGGCCAUUUUAACCACAUACAUAAGUAAAAACGCAAAAAAGAAUAAUAAUAUUUAAUAUUAGAAGCUUCCCCACACUCUGUGCAAACUUUUGGCCUGAGACGGAGCCUCAAAAUCGUACUCGUUAUAUUACUUAAUUGUAAAGAGACUCUGAACCUGCAGCAAAAGAGGAAGCAAGGGGGAAGCAAACCAAGUGUUUGUGAUUUAGAUUUCAUUUUAAAUUGAACCGUGCUGUGUCGACCACGAUGACGGGAUGAUGUGGAAGAUCAUUUCGAACGGAUUUAGUUAAUGAAACUCAAUUACGUUUAAUUCGGAGCAAAGUCGUCCGUUCGUUGUUCGUUGUUCUCCGCCGCCGCUGUCACCGCUCCGCGCCGCGCUGCUCCGCCAACAAGGGCAAAUCGUGACAUCGUGAAAAUUCAGAUUUAAAAACAACAAUAAGUUUGAUUUGAGCCCUCGGGUCGAAUAGUACCUGCGCGAAAUUGUCUCGUAUUUUUUUGUUAUUAAUUUAAAGACGAAUGAAUCUUAUAGACCAGUAAUUUUUUUUUGAAAAAUAGUAUCGUGAUCGGCUACUGAAAGAAUCAUGGCCGAGAAUCAAACGGCUAGUGAAGACUCCGGUCAGCCACAGCAACAGCAGGAUCAACAGACUAGUAGUCAGCAAUCCCAGCAAACAGACAGUUCACCGGAUCAGGAAAGUUCAAGCGAUAGUAUUACUCCCAACCCAAGAUCAAAGACUUUGAAUAUGCGAAAUUCACUAACUUGCAUUAAAUUGCCAAGACCUGUUACCUCGACCAGCACCAGCGUUGACGGAUCAUCAGUUCAUAAAUCAUCUGGCAAACAUCAUCAUCACAAUCACAACCACCAUCAUAACCACAAUAGCACAAGCAGUGGUCAUCACGAGCAUAAUGUGAUCCAUCGGACCACAAGUGAGAGCCUUCGCUUGGGGUUGGAUUAUCCAGGCAAUGGUGGAGGGGGCAGCAUGACAAAUUCCACCAGCAAUAGCAGCUCAAUUCGGGAGGGAUCCUCCUCGAUGGCUGCUACAACAAAAAGCUCCAACUCGACUUCAAAUCAUUCACAUUCAAUGUCGUCCUCGUCCUCCCACUCGCAUUCGUCGCGUCCACAUUCGCACCCACACCUCCCGAACAGUGAGGGUGGUCCAAUGCAAAGAAAACCAAAGACAUCAUCGUUUCAGAUAACAUCGGUGACAGUUGGCAGCAAAUUCAGCUCCGAUAAUGGUGAUGAUUCGGCCGAUGAUCUUGAUGAAUCUCACACAGAUGACAACAGCCGAAUCACAGAUUUAGAGAAUGAGACUCCAAGCGUUUCCGAGGACACUUUUUCGAAGGAGGAUGUGUUCUUUGCCAACAACGCACUGAGUACGACCGCGCCUGUCAUUCCCACCAGUUCCCAAUAUGGUUUGGUCGUGGUUGACCCAAUCGGUUCUACCGUUGGACAAACUAUCCAAAAUGUCCAAGUGAAUGUCGCCGACAACGUCAUAAAUGUGGUUAGUGCCGUUGAUAACAAAAAGAAGUCGGAAUUAAAAGAGACUCAACACCGCAGCGAGCGUUUCAAAGUAGUAAAGAUCGAAUCAACCGAACCGUUUCGACGAGGUCGAUGGAUGUGCAUGGACUACUUGGAUCAUUCCGGAAAUCAAACUAUAAACAAGGAAGUAAGUUCAGAGAAGAAUGGUUCCGGAUCUGUUUCGGGAAUAUCGUCCAUGGCCAGUGGAGAUGAAGCCCUCCGUACAAAGACUAACACAAUGACGAAUAACUCAAAUGCUUCCGCUGCCACCGGUGGUAUUGGAAAUCAUAUUGACGCUGCUGCCCAAUUGGCAGCUGAUGGAAACCUAAAUAUUUAUCGGUCCGACAUUCAAACGACAGCCGCAGGAACUGGUCAGAAUUUUAAUAACCAGCCGACAGUUCAUGGCCAGACUAUAGGUGGGUCAGUGAACGUACAAUCCCAACAAACACUACAACAAUCACAGCUUCCUAAUCAAUUCCAAGGCACACUUUACGAGGGUAAUAGUGGCCACGGUCAGACAAUGCCAUUGGCAGCAUCCGACUUCCAAUACCAAGCUACACAGACUCAGAAUCAAAAUCAAAAUCAGAACCAGAACCAGCAGUCGUCACAGGUAAAUGGCAAUGAGACUCCUCCGGUUGCUGGACAAUCACAGCCUGCCAGUUUCUUUGCAAACCAAUUGAAUGCAACUUCAACUAAUGCUAAUGCCGGCGUAAAUAGUGCUCCGCCUACGUUUCAACAGCAACAAUCGACACCGGUUCAUGGAGCAACGCUGCCAGCCGGUAUUCACCUACAAAAUCUCGCUGAAGCACCAACCAAUACUGGAUUUCCAAAUGCAAACGCUAACGCAACCGCAUCCUAUGCUCCGCCUUUUGAAGGAGGUGGCGCUGCUACUCAUCCAACGUCAUUGCCAACACAACAGACAAGCCAAUCGUUCGAGGAGAAUACUGGCCAUGGUCAGACUAUUCCCAUGGCUGCAGCCGAUUUCCAACAGUUUCAAGCUGCCCAAAAUAACCAGCAGCCACAGGCAAAUGGUAAUGAGACUCCUUCGUCUGCUGGACAAUCACAGCCUGUGGGAUUCUUUGCAAAUAACACAAAUGCAUCCGCGACUGCUGCUUCUGCGGCUUCAAGUAGUGCUCCCCCGACUUUUCAACAGCAAAACUCGACUCCAGUUCAUGGUGCAACUUUGCCAGCAAACAUUCAUUUACAAAAUGGAGCUGGCCCAGGUCCUGCUAGUGCAACUGGUUUUCCAAACAAUAACGUAUCCUAUCAACCAGGUUUUGAAGGUAGCAGUGGUGCGCCUCAAGCUAAUACAUUGCCAAUGCAACAGACUGGCCAACAGCAACAGCAACAACAGCAGCCGCAACAACAACAGCAGCAGCAGCAACAACAGCAACAGCAGCAACCACCACAACAACAGCAGCAACAACAACAACAGCAGCAGCCACAACAACAGCAGCAACAAACGUACCCGGUUUAUUAUUCUCAAAGUAUGACCGGGCCGCAAACCUAUGCUGGAGCUGCUAUGAGUGGUGCAGCCUAUGCAAUCUCUGUGAACCAACAAAUAGGGACUGAUUCAAUUAAUUCGUACCAACAACAACAACAGCAGCCACAACAACAGCAGCAACAACAGCAACAACAACCACAACAACAGCAACAAAGUGAUUCAAAUGCUGGAACCCCCUCAGGAGGCACCAAUGGCCAACAACCGCAAUCUCAACCACAACAGCAGUUCCAACCGAUGCAAACAAAUCCACUUGCUGGUCAAUCAAUGCCUAUGCUAAACCAAAUGAAUUUCAAUCUUCAAGGUCAAUCGCAGGCUCAGUCGCAGCCGCAGCAACAACAGCCUGUUCAGGCCUCCCAAAACAAUACUCCAGCAACUAUAAGUGAUCCAACAGUUAUUGCUGCAACGAUACAACAACAGCAGCAACAAAACCAACAACAACAAAUUGAUAUGAACAAUUUCGCAACUAACAAUGGUAACAACGGUACUGUUACCGGGGGGAGUAAUACUAACACAGUGACUAAUACGCCUUCAGAAGGUAUGAAUGCUCCACAGCCACAGCAACAACAACAACAACAGCAAACAUCAUUACCAUCAUCAUCACUGUCUGUUGCGGGAUCAGUACAGGGAUCUUCAUCAUCAGGAGGAAGUGUUGCAGUUGCAUCGACUAUAGGCAGUACUACAGACGAAACUCAGCUGCACCAUGUUUCGGAAACAGAGACUGAAAGUAGUAAAGCUUCCAGCUUAGCCCUUGCACUUGAAAAUAGAGGUAAACGCAAUUCAAGCAUCCCACAGCUACCCAUCCUAGCACCCAUCUUUAAUUUUAAUGCGUCCACAGAUUCCUUAAGCAACAUUAAAGAUUCCGAUGUUGAUGGCGAUGGCGAUAAUGAUGGUGAUGGCGAUGAUGCCACUGAAGAAAAACACCAUCUCUUUACAAAUCUAGCGCUAGGGGAUGAAAGAUAUAUGUUGCAAAGCCGGACGUCCCCCAGCGAUGAGACAUUGGAUGGUGGUGAAUCAAUUGGCAAAAACUCCUCCGGAAUGCGUUCGCUUCCUAUACUAAUUGGAUCGCCAACUGGAGGUGGUGGUGGAAUAUUCAGUAGACAAACGAGUGAUAGUGUGAUGGCUCGUAGUGCGAGUCCAACUACCUUUCAGUAUUCGCCAUUCUACUAUGGUUCUCCAACUUCGUCCGAAUCGUUGGUGCAGCCAAUUUCAAUGAGCUUCGACCCAUCAAUUUAUGGAGGUGCAUCGACUCGACUUAGUGUUCCGACCUUAAUGUCUCAUGGUCAUCACGGCGGUGGUGCUAUCACCAGCGGUAAUAAUCGCUUGAUAAGAGUCAUUGAUGGUUGCGGACGGAGUGGAAUCGAUGGGCUUAAUCUUGGGCUAGGUCUUGGAAAUGAUGGAAAAACUUUGGCGGCAGCAACAGCAGCAGUCGCAGCAGCUGGAGGUGCAGCAUCUGUCCUAAACAGUGCAUCUGGUACAAGUGCAGUUGCUAUCGACAACAAAAUCGAACAAGCUAUGGAUUUGGUUAAAUCCCAUCUUAUGAUAGCAGUUCGAGAAGAAGUCGAAGUGCUUAAAGAGAAAAUAUCCGAAUUAAUGGAUAAAAUCAAUCAACUUGAGGUGGAGAAUACAAUUCUCAAGGCAAAUAUGUCCCAAGAAACACUUCAUCAAUUGCAAAUGCAAACUCAAUUGCAAAUAGCUGGUUCGGUUGGAUCUGGCAAUAUGAUUGCAGCACCACCAUUGCAACAACAAAUCCAACAACAACCACCGCAGCAGCAACAGCAAAUGCAGCAGCAACAACAACAACAACAGCAGCAGCAAACUAUUCCACAACAAUCCCAACAACAACAGCAACAAGCUCCUCCACAAGCUGUUGUCAAUCCUGCAACAAACUCCACCACUGGUCCAUUGUCAUAAAGAGAACAAUUGCUGUCAGCUUAAAUAAGAAACUUAAUAAACAUACAAAGCAAUUUAGCACUUGUAUUGGGAUUUUACAACAAAAACAAACAAAACAACAAUAUUUUUUAGUGUGAACUCUUCAUUUUACAACAGAACAAACAAAUAAAACAAAGAAACAAAAAAAACACAAAAACAAAAAAGCUACGAAGAAGAAGAAGGUAAAAUUUGUUGGAUGAAAAUGAAAGCGAAAGUGAGAAAUGUGAAAAAUAUGCAUAAUAUAAAAAAAACUACAUAAAUUAUCAACAAUUUUAAUUAAACAAAACUUUUAAAUAAAAAUCUCACGCUAAAAGAAGAUACAAAACAAAACACAAAAGAAGAAUCACAUUAAUAAAAGAAGAGAAGCAGCUUAUUAAAGCAAAUUCAGGAGUUGGAGAAUUUGCAAAAUGGCAAAAGAAAGAAAAACAAAAAUGAAAAAUGAAAAAUGUCACUAAAAAGAAAGACACACUAAUUUUAACAAACAAAAUUUUUAGAUUUUUAAAAAAAUCACAUUCGUAAAAAAAAAAACAAAAACAAACAUUUUUAAUUAAUAUAAUCACCUCAAAAAAAAAAGAAAAACAAAAAUGUUUUUUCUUACAUUAACACGAUUUCAAAAAACAAAAAACAUAUAAAUUCUUUAAGUUUUUUCUUUUUAAAUUUUCAUUUUUGUAUUUAAAAUUUUAUUAGCGUGUUAUUUCUAAAUUGUUUCGUUUCGUAGAGAAAAAAUUGUUAAGUUUUUUUUUUCUUUUUCAGUCAAAUCAUAUAAAGCGUUUUGUUGUAAAAUAAACAUAAAUGAAAUGAGCAAAGAGAAAAAAGAAACGCUUAAAAAUAAAUACUUUUGCACUAAGUAGAACUUUGAGAAAAAAUGAUGAAUGAUUAUUAAAAAAUGAAAAAGAAAAAAAAAGAAAAAUAUGAAGAAUCGAACAAAAAUUGAAAUUCUUGUACAGUUUUAGAAAAAAAAGUGAUAAUUUGCAUAACAUGUAACAAAACAAAAACACAUGAGUUUGAUCAAAAAAAGGACACAUCUGAAGUUGACUUUUUUUUGGAUAAAAAAAAUAAUGUUCUGAUAUAAACUAAACAAAAAAAAAAAUAAACACAACAUAGAUAAACAAAUUUUCUUUUCCUAUAUGCGUACAUAUAUAUUUUUUUACGAACUUCUUUAAAUUAUGAUUAUGCAAAAUUAAAUUAUAAAAAUAAAUCAAAAAAAAAGAAACAGAAAAUCUUAACUUAAAAUGUAACAAUGUGUAAAUAUUUAAAACAACAAAAGGAAUUUUCCUUAUUUUUUGUAUAUUUAAGUAAUUUAAAAAAAAUGUUUUUUUAUUUUUCUUUAAAUUAAUGUAUUAUUUUAUUGCUUAGGAAAGUUCUUUUAUAUAUAUAUAUGUGUACAUUAAACAAAAAAAUGAUGAUAAACUAAACUGAAAAACAAAAAUUGUAAAAGUUAAAAUGUUGUUACUCAAAAGUCGAUUUUUUUUAAAUAGAAAAAGCAAUGAAAACAGAAAAAAACACUAAUCUAAAAACAUAAAAGGAAAAAAGAAUGUAAACACAAAACAAAAAUUAAAUCUGAGGAUUAGACUUUUUGAGACAAGAAUUAAUUUUUUAAACGAUAUUUAUCAUGUGAAUAGAACAAAAAAAAAAUAAGAAAUGAAAUGAUUUUUAUAUGAACAUAAAAAAAUUAUUAUAAUCUUCCUAUAGAGACUCUAAUUGUCUAUGGAAAAAAGUGCUUCACGAUGGUUGCACGCUUGAUAAAAUGCGUCCGCAAAGCGCCGACUUAAUUCAUUCAUCUCAUUUUAAAUUUAUAAAAAAAACUAUCCUAAUAAAAUCGGGCCUACAUUGCACACAUAAGAGCUAUUUGUUAAAAAAAAAUCAUUGUUAUACAUGUCUCUUAAUAAAUUAUAAACAAAACAACAAAAAAAAAA
Eupeodes corollae is the source of this 7545-nucleotide messenger RNA. RefSeq names its product protein bunched, class 2/F/G isoform (gene bun). NCBI's taxonomy places the organism in Eukaryota, Metazoa, Arthropoda, Insecta, Diptera, Syrphidae. Bases 1262 to 5611 code for a protein of 1449 amino acids. The transcript is spliced from 5 exons. Gene Ontology annotation, biological process: regulation of transcription by RNA polymerase II. The record is from RefSeq and is a predicted model, not a curated record.